Molecule: messenger RNA, 680 nt
Organism: Varanus komodoensis (Komodo dragon)
Lineage: Eukaryota; Metazoa; Chordata; Lepidosauria; Squamata; Varanidae
Gene: PFDN2
Product: prefoldin subunit 2
Exons: 4
Coding region: 52-543 (163 amino acids)
Biological process (GO): protein folding
Cellular component (GO): prefoldin complex; cytoplasm
Molecular function (GO): protein folding chaperone
Source: RefSeq, a predicted model, not a curated record
CAGUUCUGCUGUUGCGAGGCGGGGCGUGCCGGAGCGAGGGAGGCGCGGGAGAUGGCGGACAGCGGCAAGAGCAAGAGCGGCCCGGCGGCCCCUUCCUCCGGUGCGGGUGGCGCCGCCGCCGCCGCCGCCAAGGCCAUGACGGCCGAGCAGGUGGUGGCUGGAUUUAAUCGCCUGCGUCAGGAGCAGCGAGGUCUAGCCUCAAAGGCAGCUGAGCUGGAGAUGGACUUGAACGAACACAAACUUGUUAUUGAAACACUUCGUGAAGUGGAUCCUACCAGGAAGUGUUACCGGAUGGUGGGAGGUGUGCUGGUGGAGCGCACUGUAAAGGAGGUCCUUCCAGCACUAGAAAAUAACAAAGAUCAGAUCAACAAGAUCAUAGAGACACUGAGUCAGCAGCUGCAGACAAAAGGCCGGGAGCUGAAUGAGUUCCGAGAAAAACACAACAUCCGCCUGAUGGGCGAGGAUGACCAGAAGACUCCAUCCAAGGAGAGCACAGAGGGAGCAGGUGCCAAAUCCAGCUCUGCAGGGGUCCUGGUCUCCUAGUGGAAGGAGAGACUUUCUCAGCAAGGACUUAACACCCCUUACUCUAUAGCUGCAGCUCUCAAAGGCUUACCUUUAUUAUUGUGUUGGUGUCAUCUUGUAUAAUAUUUUUGUUAAAUAAACAUUCUGAGUGUCACGUA